AAUGUAGAGGAGGGCUCGUGUUCGUGAAUGAACGGAGCUGAAGGCUCAUGUCGUAUUCAGCCACUCGUUCGGCAGCUGUCGGAUAAAACAAGGUAUGUGUGCCCUGUGCUCGUCAGUGCGCGCGCCGCGGGCCUCUGCCUGGCGUCCCCGCUGCACACGCAGACUCCUCAGCUCGGCUCCAACAGGACGUCGGUGGUGCGCUGCGGCCGGCAGAAGUACGAGAGGCUGUACCCCGUGAUGCUGGUCCGACCCGACGGGUCCACCAUCCACAUCAGAUACAGAGAACCCAGACACAUCCUCAUGAUGCCAGUCAAUCUGGCCAUGCUUUCUGAAGAGGAGCGCCGAGCUAGACAGAAAAAGAAAGAAGUGAAGAAGAUGAAAACGCCGACCGCUAUCGAGUAUGAAGAUGACUUCAAAGUCGACAAAUACAGCCACUUAUGGAAGAAGAAAUAAUUUCUCUAUAUGUGAAAGGGAAGCUUGACUGGGCCAGCAUCAGUAAAGAUCAGCCUCUCAAUUCCAUUUGCCGUUGACAGGAUGUUUAAAUUGGAAGAAAUGGGAUUCCUCCAAAAAGUAAUGUUUUUGGACACUGAGGCCAAACCAAGGACAAUUGUAUGGCAGGAUGACUGCCUAUGCAUACUGUGUGUAGCAGGCAGAACUCUGCUGCUGAGUGCUAGGACUCCUACUGUGUAAAUAACCUGCUACGGACUGAAUACGUCACAAUGUUGAGUAAAUAAAGUGUUUUAAAGAUGUG
Messenger RNA from Pseudoliparis swirei, 751 nucleotides. RefSeq names its product mitochondrial ribosomal protein L55 (gene mrpl55). Gene Ontology annotation, molecular function: structural constituent of ribosome. The transcript is spliced from 3 exons. The record is from RefSeq and is a predicted model, not a curated record. Lineage: Eukaryota; Metazoa; Chordata; Actinopteri; Perciformes; Liparidae. Gene Ontology annotation, cellular component: mitochondrial large ribosomal subunit. Bases 28 to 453 code for a protein of 141 amino acids. Gene Ontology annotation, biological process: translation.